UUCCUGCGCUUGGAGCAACAGAGGGGAUCUCUGAGGAUACACGGAUGAGAAAGAGGAGUGGGGGAGCCAAGGAAGAGGAGCCCGAGUGUGUUUCGCCCCAGGGGGAGCUCCCACACACCGCAGACAAGGCACACACUCCAGCGGGCACUCUGCACGGUUUCCCUGACAACUAGGAUGGGCUGCAAUUUGUGCACCUUGCAGAAACGGGAAGAACACUACAAACUGCUGUAUGAUAUUGCACAGGUGAACGGGCGCAACUUCUCCAAGGUCGACCAUGAGGAGGCAGUGGUGGAGGCCAUCAGGCGAGACCCCAUCGUUGUCCAGGUUCUCCGACGAACCCCCACCCGAGCAACGGCUGCUGUUGCACAUAACCACGGCGGCGCACCACAGGAUGGGUGUGUGGUGGACGUUUGCACACAAACGGACAUCACCUUCGAGCACAUCAUGGCGCUGGCGAAGCUUCGGCCGGCUACUCCUCCCGUCCCUGACAUCUGUCCCUUCCUGUUGUCUGACAGUUGUCAUUCCAUCCACACCAUGGAGCAUGACUUUUAUGAAUGUCCAGAGUACCUGUCCAAUAUCCCAGCAGAAGUGGAGAGGACUGAAGAGUAUGAGUACGAGGAAGUGGAGCUGUGCAGGCGGAACAGCCUGGAGAAGCUUGGCUUGACACUGUGCUACAGGACCGACGAUGAGGAGGACAGCGGCAUCUAUGUCAGCCAGGUGGAGCCAAAUAGCAUAGCAGCAAGAGAUGGACGCAUCAAGGAAGGAGAUCGUAUUCUACAGAUAAAUGGCUGUGAAGUGCAAGACAGAGAGAAAGCCGUUGCCUUGUUGUCAAGUGAAGAAGCAAGGAGCAUCAUACUACUGGUGACAAGACCAGAAAUCCAGCUGGAGGAGGAGGUAUGGCUGGAUGACGAGCAACAGGAGCUUGUGGAGGAGCUGAAGAUGGAAAUCCUGGAGGAGAGGAGGAAAAAGAAGGAACGUAACUUUGACAGGGGAGAUGAGCAUCUAGCUGAAGAAGAUAUGACAACAGACACAGCCACGUGCUCCUCCAACAAUCAAGACAAAGACAGUGGGUUUGGUCACAGUACAGACAGUCCAGAUCACCAACCACUGUUGGCUAGACUCCACAGGAGGAGCCCAGCCCAAUGCCUGAGGGAGCGCUGGCGGGUAGAGCAUCCACACUCAAGACGAGGGACUGUAGUGCCACAGGACACCCAGGGUCCGAGGACAUUGUCCAAAUGCCAAGGCCAUGAAGGGGUAAUCAGUAUUCGCAAUGGUGGCGGAGGGGUUUUAGGUUCUGAGAAUCGCUUUCAGCAACUUCUGGAGCUCAAGUGUCAAAUCCGGAAUGGAGGCGAGUGUGGGGUGUACUCCAUUCGACACAGCAUAGAGUGUAGUGUCACUGAGCAAGGAGUGGAAGAAGAUGGCGUAGAUUGUGUUGGCGGAGUGGAGCAGGAGUUGAGGAUGCUAAAUGAGGAACUGUGCAGCAUUGAGCUUGAGUGCCAGAGCAUCAUGCAGGCGCAUCAGCUCCGCCAGGCCCACCAGCUGGACCCCUCGCAACCCGCGUCACCAGGACAAAGUCCCAAAGACGGAAACAAGCGACAAGGCAGGUUGGCCGACAUCCAUGAAUACCCUGAGCGAUCGGACAGCGACAGGAUUCGGGAAAAGGACAGCUCCAGUGCCUACAACACAGCGGAGAGUGCGCGGUCGACACCGCUAGGAAUGGAGAGAUCUCCUGAUCAUUCUCUGAAUAGACGCAUCAGCAUCACCAACCAGAAAAACCUAAGACUGGCUUCCUCCACACCCUACAGCCCCAUCCCUAUCCCCAAUCCCCUGAGUACACCCAGUCGUAGCCGACCGGCAGAGCCAGGCCCUGUUAUCUCCAGCAGCCCAGACCAGAGCAACCCUUCCCGGUCUGAGUCAGACCCUUCACUGCCUGCAGACGAUGAGAGGUGUGAGAAAAAAGGAAUGAGCAGAGAUUCCAGGAGGGGGCUUCCAUAUGGUUGUUAUCAGACAACCCCCUAUCAAGGCCAGGGAGGAUCCAGGCAACUUCAGAGCUACAUGCAGCUGCUACAGCAGCACUCAUCCCUGGAGUAUUCCCAGAGUCAGCUGAGUCUGCUCAGUGUCUGUCGAGAUCCCGUUCACCGGACGGGACGCCCUGGGGAACCCCGUCUAGAGUGGAAGGUCAAAGUUCGGGCUGACGGCACGCGCUACGUGGCCCGGAGGCCUGCUCGCGACCGCAUUCUGAGGGAGCGGGCGCUAAGGAUCAGAGAAGAGAGGAGCGGAGGCAUGACCACAGAUGACGAUGCUAUGAGCGAGAUGAAGAUGGGCCGCUACUGGAGCAAAGAGGAGAGGAAGCAGCACUUGGCUCGGGCCAGGGAGCAAAGAAAGAGGAGGGAGUUCAUGCAAAAGAGCCGCCUCGAGUGUCUAAAGGAGGGGCCAGCCAGUGGAGCUGAGGGCAGGAAGGAGGUCAAUAUCUUGGAGCUCAGUCACAAAAAGAUGAUGAAGAAACGAAACAAAAAGAUCCUGGAUAACUGGAUGACCAUCCAGGAGCUGAUGAGCCAUGGGGCUCGAGUCCCAGAGGGCUCCAAAGUACAUAACGCUUUCCUAUCUGUCACAACUGUCUAGCGGACACAAGCAGUACUGCAUAUUUCUAAGUACUGAACACUGAACCUGCAUUUCAGGAACUACUGCUUUAUGUAAUAAACAAUUGUCUGUUUGUGAAAUUUGAUUAAUGUCACUGCUGGAGGACUUCUGUAGCAUUCCCAAGGCAACUUUGUAACUAUUACUUCAAGAAUGUUUUGAAUUGUAAUACUCUAUCAUUACAAGAUCUCAGCCAUUCAAAACGUUUUGGUAAUGCACUGGCUUUUGAUAGGAGAUGCUUUUGGUAGCAUAUUGGUUCAAACUGAUUCACAGAAAAAAGUGCUGAACCAACACGAUAACUUCAUGUACUACUAUGUAUUGUCUCUCCGUACUCCAUAUUCUUGUUUCAUUGCAUAUGAAGCAACUUCACUUGCCUCGUUCAAAGUGGCAUUUUUUUAUAAUCGGGGGGAAAAUACAAUAUUUUUCACACUUUGUAAAUGCUAAACUUUUUGUAAGCAUUUUUUUACACUGAAUGUCAAAUUUUCUGUGAACAUUUAUUUGUGCUAUCUUAUUUAUGUUAUGUAUCACCAAACCAUCAAGAUCAGAGUUGACACUAUUUGAUUGUAUUGUAUGCCAGACCAACACAAGAGAAAUUAGAAACUUUGUGAAAUCACUGAACUCAUCUCAUAAAACACUUCUUUCAUUGUGUUGAUAAUGUCUGUUGAGUCAGUCAUCUGAAAAAUUGAAAGCACUGAAAAUAUAAUUAUGCUAUCUCGAAAUCUCAUAUUAUUCAUGAGCUGGGAAGGCUUUUUAAAACAGUUUUACCUCAGUCAAAACCCUCGAGUCGACCCUGAACCCUUACUAAACCAUAAAUGCGUGAAUUAUGUUUAAAAUGUUAAAUAGAUUCAUAUUUAUAUUCUUUACCGUUAUUUCUAUUUAUUGUAAAUGAAUUUGUAUGGUGCGUCUGAUAAAUGUUUAACAUUAAGCGGCUACCCUUCAUAGGGAAGUCCAGGAAAUGUAUCAACUCAAACCUGUUGCUUUUCACUGUAAAGUUCAUUGAAGAGGCCUUGAGUUCAGUAUUUGUUGAUGGUGGUAUUUGUAAUAAAACUAAUGAUAAAAAAGAUUAAGAAAAAAACAUCUUUUUGAUAAUUUUGUCUUUUAUUGAUAUCUAUAUAAAUCUUCACAAUGAC
Molecule: messenger RNA, 3767 nt
Organism: Anarrhichthys ocellatus (wolf-eel)
Lineage: Eukaryota; Metazoa; Chordata; Actinopteri; Perciformes; Anarhichadidae
Gene: pdzrn4
Product: PDZ domain containing ring finger 4
Exons: 9
Coding region: 175-2622 (815 amino acids)
Molecular function (GO): protein binding
Source: RefSeq, a predicted model, not a curated record